Messenger RNA from Kockovaella imperatae, 1269 nucleotides. RefSeq lists its product as hypothetical. The coding region runs from base 1 to 1269 and encodes 422 amino acids. The transcript is spliced from 10 exons. The record is from RefSeq and is a predicted model, not a curated record. Gene Ontology annotation, molecular function: metal ion binding. NCBI's taxonomy places the organism in Eukaryota, Fungi, Basidiomycota, Tremellomycetes, Tremellales, Cuniculitremaceae.
AUGUCGUCCGGACAGGCGAGCUCUCUCCCGCCCAAGGGAAUGCCAAUACUGUCUGGACCUCCACCUAUCGUCGAGACAGCAGAAUGUCGACGAUGUAACAAGGAGUUCAACCCUUUGUGGCGAAGAGCUCAUAGCUGCGGUCACUGCGGUUAUCAAUACUGCUCCACUUGCCUUUCCGAUGGCCAAGCUUUGAUGCCUCGGAAACCUGGGGCCAGCUCUACCUCAACCAAUCCGUUCACCGCUAUCAAGGAGGAGUUGGGUUUUUCUGAAAAGAAGUCGACGAUGAGCGGUUAUGAUGUGGAGAGUGUCUGUCUGAACUGUCUGAGCAUGCUGCAGGUCACCGCGGCGCCGUUGAAUAUUCUACGGUCGUUACCGUUGAAACGGCUCAAGGGGUAUUUGGAAGCUUACAACAUCGAAUGUGUCGGACCCAAAGAGAAGGAAGACUUUGUACAGGCAGUGCUUAAAGCCAGGAAUCCAACAACAGGAUGUCUGUCGCCCGAAGCAGAGAGCUACUAUCGCCGCAAAUCUGUGCCCAAGGGCAAUGCUGGCCCCUCCUUCCGGCCUCCACCACCUCAAUCAAAUGGUCAGUCCAUGCACUCGACGCAACCAUUCCAAUCCCGACCUCCUCCCCCUCCACCACAGCAGUAUCGCCCACCACCUCCGACCAGCUCUCGUCCCGCUCCUGCCACUCCUACAUCAACUGGCCCUUCUCCAGCUCGUCCUCGUGCUGCAAAUCAGCCUGCCCCUCCCAAGCCUGCGCAACCCCCACCGCCCGUCCCGACUCUGUACUCUCUCGUCAGCCUACCGCUAUCGUACCUGUCAAGUCUGAGUAUAGGCACUCUCAAGGCUAUUCUGUAUGAGAAUCACGUUAGAGUCGACUUCAGUCAAGUUUUGGAGAAGGGAGAGCUGGUGAAGCGAGUAUCCGAGCUGGUGACGGACGAGCGAAAACGGCUCGAACGACAAGCUCGUGAAGAGCAGCUCGAGGCAGAGGGUCGGAGCGCCGAGGCGAGGGAGGCGUCCCCCGCUCCCGAUGGCUCGACAGGAGAAAAGGAGGCAAGACAGGUGCCAACGGGACCCACGCCGGAUAUGGAUCAUGAUCGCUGCGUAGUCUGUCAAGAUGAGCAGGCUACGCUCGCUGCGGUAGACUGUGGUCAUCUCGCAAUGUGUAGCCACUGUUCUGAUUUGAUUAUGGCGACAAGUCGAGAAUGCCCUCUGUGUCGUACGAGAAUCGUGACGCCGCAACGACUAAUCCGCAUUUAUCGCGUCUGA